Molecule: messenger RNA, 5328 nt
Organism: Neofelis nebulosa (Clouded leopard)
Lineage: Eukaryota; Metazoa; Chordata; Mammalia; Carnivora; Felidae
Gene: ATP5MC2
Product: ATP synthase membrane subunit c locus 2
Exons: 7
Coding region: 16-771 (251 amino acids)
Biological process (GO): proton motive force-driven ATP synthesis; proton transmembrane transport
Molecular function (GO): proton transmembrane transporter activity
Source: RefSeq, a predicted model, not a curated record
UGAAAGGAAUUCAGGAUGGGAGGGGGGGGGGCGGGGGGUGUCUGGGGACUUCAGGGGAGAUCCUGGCCGGCCCGGCUUCCCUCUCUGCUCGCAGCAUCUGACACCGUGCCUGGCACCAAUUGGUACUUGAAGAACGACUCGUUGGUUCAGGCCGCGCCUGCGCCGAGCCUUCCCUUCGCUCUUCCCGCCCUCCCCCCGCCCCUCUCUGUCUUCUGUGCACUGGGAGCAGAGGCAGCAGGCCCAAGAGAGUCGUGUGGGGCAGCCUGGGAUAGUCUUCACCGGCCAGCUUUCCUGUCAAGGGUCUACCAAGAGUCCCCUGGCCCUGCUCUCAAGAGGAAAAGAAGGUUUAAGGAAGGGAAUGGCUCUCCUGCCGCAGCCCCUCAUCCCCUGAAAAUGUAUACCUGUGCAAAGUUCGUCUCCUCCCCCUUCUUGGUCAGGAGCACCUCUCAGCUGUUGAGCCGAUCACUGUCUGCAGUGGCACUAAAACCACCAGAGACACUGACAGAUGAGGUACCUUAUAAGAGCCUCAGCAGCUGGGCAGCCCCACGUCCCCUGACCUCACUUAUUCCUAGCCGCGGUUUCCAAACCAGCGCUGCUUCAAGGGACAUCGACACAGCAGCCAAGUUCAUUGGGGCUGGGGCUGCCACAGUUGGGGUGGCUGGUUCUGGGGCUGGAAUUGGGACUGUGUUUGGGAGCCUCAUCAUUGGUUAUGCCAGGGAAAGAGCGCACGUGCGCAGGAAAGGGGCAGAGAGAGAGGGAGACAGGAUCUGAAGUGGGCUCUGUGCUGACAGCGGAGAGACAGAUGCAGGGCUCAAACCCACCAACUGUGAGAUCAUGACCUGAGCUGAAGUCGGAUGCUUAACCCACUGAGCCACCCAGGUGCCCCAAAAUUAGAUUUUAAAACUUCUUUUUGGCACGCAAGAUCUUAUAAAUUGUCUCUAUCUCUGCUCUUUCUUGGUUACUAAUUUACCAGGAGUAACUUAACAGUAGGAUUCUCUGCCAGUGCUAAAAUUAGACUCCACCACUCUGGGGCUUCCUUUCCUCCUCCUCGCUUUGUUUUAGGGCUUGAGGGAAACAUGUACCGUUGGAAUUAAACUAAAGACUAAAGAAAAACUUUUCCCCUUAGAAAACACUAUUUUCAUCCUACCCACAUUAUCAUCCUUUUAAAGAAGGAAGCCAGCUCUGCCCUGGAUUUUGAUUAUUUGAUUCAGUUGUACAGAUGGACUCGGGAAAGCCUAGGAAUCCUUUGGGAAUAAGAGAGGAAUAAACAGAAUUGGAAUGGAGACAAAUUAGUCUCCCGGUCUCUCCAGCCAGCUUUCCUUUCCCAGCCAGAUAAGCUUUCUGCCAUGAAAACUUCGAGGUUCCCUGUCACAUCACAAAAGGGCCUAGAGUUACUGCUAAGUGUGCUGACAUCCUGUCUGAGGGUGGGAGGUUCAGGUAUUGGGCACUUUUCCUGACCAGAUCUGGGGAAAAGAAACAGGCGAGAAGGGAGUCAAUCUUUUCCAGCUGCAACCUAGAGAGAGAAAAGGAACAAAUUCUUCACCAGGGAAGAUUGUGUAAACAGUGCCUUUGGCUGGAGCCAUAGAGUUGGGGAAGCAAAGAAAGGGAUCUUUGUUCUCCCCUACCCCAGCCAGAGCACAAUCGUAGAGCUGGGAUUGUUUGCUUUGGCAAGGGACUCCCUGCUUGAAAGGACUAGGCGUUCCAGAGACUGGUGAGGCCUCUGUUGGGUUUCCCUUAUGGAGCUGAGGAGAGGACAAUCCCUGGCCUAAAUUUUUUACCUAAGGAAGUGAGCUGGGAAGCCUGGAGGCCUAAGGUAUCUCGCCCAUUCUUUAGCUUUGUUCACCUCCUUCCCUUUCCAACUUGACCCCACCACAGGAUGUUAGUUAGCCUCAAUCUUCCUGCCUUUGAGGAUGCUUGUGGUUCUUGUACUAGUGUUCUAUCCCACAGACAGCAAGACAAUCCCAGCACUCCUUUCUAACAAAUCAAACAGUAAAAAGGGAUUCCCAGAUUAUCUUAUUCAUUCUGUUACUCUUUUUUUUAAGUUUAUUUUUUAUUUAUUUUGAGAGAGAGUGGGAGGGAGGGGCAGAGAGAGAGGAAGAGAGGAUCCCAAGCAGGCUCCACACUAUCAGUUCGGAGCCCGAAGUGGGGCUCAAACUCAGGAAUCAUGAGAUAAUGACCUGGGCCGAAAAUCUAGAGUCAGAUGCUUAACCGACUGAGCUAUCCAGGUGCCGCUUUAUCCUGUUACUUUUUGAUUGUGUUGCACAUGAUGCUGAUAGUUGUGGGCAAUCCAAAAAUCUGCAGAAAUGUCCCAUUUUCUUUGGGUAGCAUUAAUGUCUCACAAAUGUAAAAUACUAUUUAUGUAUUGCCUGCUUAUGCCAAGUGUUUUACAAAUGCCAUUUCUUUUAAUCUUCAUGACCACCUAUUAGGUAGAUACAAUUACCCCAUUUUACAGAUUGGGACACUAGGGAUUAGCAAAAUAGAAUAAUUUGUCCAUGGUGCAUUAGUUUGCUAGGGCUACCAGAACAAAGUACCACAAACUGAGUGGCUUAACAGAAAUUUAUUAUCUCACAAUUCUGAAGGCUGAAAGUCCAAGAUCAAUGUGUCAAUGGAGUUGGUUUCUUCUGAAGACUGUGAAACAGAAUCUGUUCCAUGCCUCUCCGUUAGCUUCCAGUGGUUUGUUGGUAAUCUGUAGCAUUCCUUGACCCCUAGAUCUGUGCCUUCGUGUUCAAAUGGCAUUAUCUCUGCAUGCAUGUCUAUGACCAAAUUUUCCCUUUUUAUAAGGAUACCAAUUGUUGGAUUAGGGCCUUAUCCUCCUCCAGUAUGACCUUAUCUUUAAAAAAAAAAAUUUUUUUUAACGUUUAUUUAUUUUUGAGACAGAGAGAGACAAAGCAUGAAUGGGGGAGGGCCAGAGAGAGGGAGACACAGAAUCUGAAACAGGCUCCAGGCUCUGAGCUGUCAGCAUAGAGCCCGACCCGGGGCUCGAACUCACGGACCGCAAGAUCAUGACCUGAGCCGAAGUCAGCCGCUUAACCGACUGAGCCACCCAGGUGCCCCUGUAUGACUUUAUCUUAACUGAUUACAACUGCAAUGACUAUUUCCAAAUGAGGUCACAUCUGAGGUACGAGGGUUAGGACUUCAACAUAUGAAUUGGAGAUGGAGGGGAGACACGAUUCAACUUGUAAUAGAUGGAAAUUUGCUAUGUCAAGAUUUUAAUUGGGGGUGGGGGUGCCUAUGUGGCUCAGUUGGUUAAGUGUCUGGCUCUUGGUUUCAGCUCAGGUCAUGAUUUCAUGGUUUGUGAGACCAAACCCUACAUUGGGCUCUGUGCUGACAUCACACAGCCUGCUUGUGAUUCUCUCUCUCUCUCUCUCUCUCUCUCUCUCUCUCUCUGCUCCUCCUCCAUUCACUCACCCUUUCUCUCUCUCUAUCUCUCUGUCACAAAAUAAAUAAACUUGAAUAUUAAAAAGAUUUCAAUUUGGGUCUGACUCCAAAGCCAUUUGUUCUUCCUACUAUACUUUGCUGCCUCCUUAAAAUAAGAAAGUUAUUAAAAAUGUCUCCUAGUUUCCAAUGUCUCUCAUCUUCAAGCCAAACUCUUUGUUGCAGCUGCUAGUUACCUUUCUAAAAUGUGAAUUUGAUUAGUCACUCUCCUACUUAAAUCUUUGAGUGGUGGGGCGCCUGGGUGGCUCAGUCAGCUAAGCAUCCAACUUUGGCUCAGGUCAUGAUCUCAUGGUUUGUGAGUUCGAGCCCCAUGUCGGGCUCUGUGCUGACACCUCAGAGCCUGGAGCCUGCUUCGGAUUCUGUGUCUCCCUCUCUCACUCUCUCUCUGCCCCUCCCCCACUCACACUCUGUCUCUGUCUCAAAAAUAAAUGAACAUUUUUAAAAAAUCUUUUUUUCGAGUGGCUUCCAGUGGCUAGCUGCAUAAAGUCCAGAUACUUUAUGGUGGUAAACAGGGUCUUUUUUCUAUGCCUGUGUUUUCAGCUUCCUUUCUCAUCACUCUCUCCUCCCAUCCAGUCACCAUAAACUCCAACCAUACUGACCUAUUUGCAAUUUGCAGCAAACACAUUAUGCUUAUACACUCCUUCAGGACUGGCUUUCAUCCAUCACUUCUCCCAGUUUAUUCCUCUUAUAGUUAUUCUCAUUUCAGCUGUUCAAACCAAAAGACCCUAGACUCAUCUUUGAUUCCUCUCUACUUCCUUGACUCUAUGCAUCUAUCUCCACUGUCACCACCCUAGUCUAAACCACCAUCAUCUCACAUAUACUACUGCAAUAGCCUCCUAACUGGUAUGUCUGCCUCCGUUCUUGACCACUCCAUAGUAGAGUGACACUUAAAGUGAAGUUGUGAUUGUUAUUCUGAAAAGAACUACCAAUGCCUUACCAUUGAACUUGGACUCAAAUCUGAAGUACUCACAAUGCCUCUAAGUCUACAAGAUCUCUGCUCUCUACCCACUUCACCAACUUCACCUGAGAUUACUCCCCCAUCUCACAGUAUGUUAGCUAUCUAUAAUUGUGUAACAGUUAUACCCCAGGCUUAGUGGCUUGAAACAACAAAUAUUUAUUAUCCCACAGUUUCUUUGGCUCAGGGAUUUGGGACUGGCUUAGCUAGUUGGUUUCGCCUCAGGACUUCUGUUGAGGUUGCAGACAAGAUGUCGGCCAGAGCAACAGCCCCAGUUAAUUCAAGGAUUGGGACUCGAGGAUCAGAUUCCAAGGUAUCUCAUUCACAUGUUGGCAAGAGGUUUCAGUUCCUUAUCACGUGGGCUUCUCCAUAAGGGUGGUGGGUGUCCUCACAAUACCUGGCUUCCCUUCUAGUGAGUUUUCCAAGAGAGAAGUAGGAGAAAGCUACAAUGCCUUUUAUGGCCUAUAAUUCAGGUUUAUUGAGGAAUAAUUUAUGUACAAUAAAAUUCACCAUUUUAAAAUGUAUAAUGUGUUGACUUUGGGCAGAUGUAUAACAUAAUGUAACCAUCACAAUUGAGAUAUAGGACAUUUCUAUCACCCCAGCAAGUUCUUGUGUGUCUUUAUAGUCUGUCUCCCCCCACCACCACCACCUUUACCACAGCCUCUCGCAACCACUCAUUUGAUUCCUGUCUCUGUACUUUUGAUUUUUCCAGAUUGUCAUGAAAUGGCAUAAUACAGAAUGUAGGGUUUGUGUCUGGCUCCUUUCACUUCAUGUGAUGCUUUUGAGAUUCUUCUGUUGCCUGUAUUAUUCCUUUUUAUUGCUGAGUAGUAUUUCAUUGUAUAGAUGUGCUAUAAUUUCUAUAUCAGUUCACCAGUUGAUAGACAUUUAAGUAGUUCCCAGUUUGGAGCUAUUUAUAAUAAAGCUGUCCUAAGCAUUCA